This is a messenger RNA of Spirometra erinaceieuropaei, 15837 nucleotides long. NCBI's taxonomy places the organism in Eukaryota, Metazoa, Platyhelminthes, Cestoda, Diphyllobothriidea, Diphyllobothriidae. The record is from the annotation of a GenBank genome assembly.
AUGGGCGCAUCUCAGGCCAUCGGAUGUUGCAACGAUCGUGACUUCUGCAACAGAAACCUUCGGAUUCCCAACAGUUUGUGUGGGUUAUAGUGAAAUUUUUUUUAUUUCUUUAAGUUAUCGCGCAUAACAACUAUCAACCACUUUUAAGUUCGUAUAUUUUGUCUGCUUGUAAUUUUAUUCAUAACUUAUCAGUACACAUAUAAGGGUUUAUCGUGAUAAAAACAAAGUGCGUUUUGACUACCAAUCUUCUAAAUAAGUAAAAUUCUAGUUUGCGAAAGUUUUCAUCUUGCUUCUGUGUUCUGCGUAGGCAUUUUUUAUCUUAAACCACUAACGCCAGGCUUUCGCCUUUCGAUAUGCGGGCGCUUGUACAAGAUUAAUCUCCCUGGAUUUCUUAACUGUAAAGAGGCGUUUUCACCAAAAUCUUUACUGACUCUCAUAGUGAAAUGCAGUAUAAAGUUCUUGCUCGAACCAUUUCCGAAAAGGUAUUGGAGGUUUUAUGCAACCGAAGGUCAAAGUACCAAUAUUAAACUUGGCAAGUGUGUCUUUGUAAGAUGUCUUGUUAAUGCAAUGGACUCCUUUAACUCGAAAAAUAGCGCCUUCUAUGGAGGGCGCCUUCACAUUUGCUUACAAAAAUAUUUUGGUCAAGAAUUGGUCUUGUACAUCUCACUCACGAUGUACUGCUGUUUAUUUCAGACACUUUUGAGUCUCCUAUCAUAGCAAAAAUAAUUUAGUUAUUGGAACUGUUUUAUUAACUAUGUACCAGAAUCUUGGGCCGUCUUCAGUGUCCGUAGGUCGUGGUUAAUUCAAUAUACUCAAAACUCUGGACCUUGAUGAUCCGACAAGUAACUUUCAGGCUGCGGGAACAGUUAUGGACGUUUUAAGUGUACCGCUUCUCCUUCCCUUAGAUGCACACGUCCUAUGCACACGCUAUCCCGACAGUCGUGCAGUACUUUUGGUUUUAUGUCUUGGUAUCUGAGUUUGGUUUACUGUCAGCAUAUCCCACAAAAACUUGUUUUUCUUGUCACGGACCUCCAUAUCCAUGUGCACAUUCCUCGAAUUUAUGAGCCAAUCUCUGAUACUUCUGAAAAAAGUCGAAGAGUUGAGCAGGUAUUCAUCAGACAAACUUCGACAUCGUUCAAUUUUCCAGAAAACAUGGUGUCUCUCAACUUCUUGUUUUUUUAUGUGCGUAUUUAUUUUUCAUUUGACAGCUGGCUCGAUGGCGCCCGUAAAUGGUCCUGCUUAUACGACUUUCGCCGGUUCAAUCCAUCCGACAACGGCACGAUACAACAAUCCGGACAUGAUGCUCUCCAGCUUCAGCACGCUUGUACCCAAAACUUCUCAAAUGCCAGUGCAGGAUAUGAGAACUUCUCCUGCUUUUCCAAAUUCCAUCUUCUUCCUGGCCUGUGGAUUUGUCCCGCUUCUAAUUCUGACUAUUGCCUUAAUCGUAUAUUUGCUCUGUCGCUGCCCACAAGAUCCAAAGGAAAACUCAGCCGUAUCCUCCUUUCAAGUUUCUUCAGCUUCUUCAUCUAUCCAUACGCCCCUAACCGCUGUUGAACAUCCUAGCCAACAGAGCCGCUGGAAGUCCGCUGUAGGCCUCGAUACGCAGCACUCAUUUCUUCAAAAGCUCUCGCAGAAACCUGAAAUAUAUCACCAUGAUAACCAUCACAGUGGUAUCCUCGUUCCUUCGCUGACAAACGCCAUGCAGCGACGCUUUAUACAAGUCUGCCGACCGCUUUUGAAAUUGUCAAAGAACGAGAGAAAAUUGUCUCGGGGAGAAUAUUUGCAAGCACCAUUAGUCCGUGCUACCUUACCAAAUCCCAAUGAUCCUACUGGACUGCCAGUUUGCCUCGCUGGAAGUCACCAUAGAGAAGAUUUGACUAAAGUUCAAAUACAGGUUAGUUCUGCCAAAUUUGCCUCGGAAUCACUUUCUCUUUAAUAUAUCGGUCUCAUAUCGAAUUUUUAUGGCAGAUGGAUAAUGGUUACAUUGAGCCCCAUCAGUUACCAACGUAAAGUUUUCAGAGUCACGUCCACUAGGUACUUGUCAAAACUGAAGACUUUGGCAUCUCAUUGCUCACUGUUUUAGAAUAGGCAAAGCCGACAAUGCUUAUGAUGGGCUUAGUCCGUGAAAUUGGCCAUUGAACAAUGUCUGCUUACUGUGGUUUAAAAAACUCAUCAUAACUUGUGCGUAGUUAGUUAUUCAACGACAAGUAUUGGUGCAUAUAUUCCAGGGGGCUGCGCCGGGGAGAAUUUCAUUAGUUAAGGGACAUUGCGCCAAAUUCUAGGACGUAUCUAUUUUCACGUUCUAAUCUAAAUUCUAAACAGCAAACGUCCCUCGAAUAUGGCCUAAAGUCACCUGUAGUACAUGAUUCAUAUCUUCGUGUUCCACCUGUUUUUCAUUUUCUCUAUAUUUAGCAUUUUGAAAAUUACCGCAAUUCAAAAAUUUCACCAGACAAAGGAUUUUCUUUUCGAGUCGUAGCUUAUGAAAAUAUGAGUUAUGAAUCCACCCGAUAUUUUACUUGGUAAGCACACCGAGAUUGAGGGCUGUCCUUGAUCUUCGUUGAAAAAAUCGCCUCUUUGAAAGGCCUGCUUCUUCUGAUUUGGUCUCUUGAAAGACGGUAACUUCCUGUUCCAUACGAGAAAUGCCCUGGGAAUGUGUUCAUUGACUCCAUGUCAUUUUUAAUGUAAAGUUUACAUAUAUUUCUUUAAAAGGGUACGUGGUGAUGAAGCUAUUGAGAUUAGCUAUUAUCUUAUGGCACAAUCAUGUACAGUCCACGCGCCGACGUUCUAUAAUGCGCUCGUGGAUGUUAGGCCAAGGUUGCUUUCACAUUUCCAAUAUUUUUAUAAAAUAUUCAGCCACCAAUGUUUAACUUUCCUUUUAUUUCCUGGGAGAACAAUUGAUUUUUCUUCUGCGCCCAACAUAUAGAGUAUUUUGAGUUACGUUUUUUGCCUUUCCAAACCGACUACUCGCAGACCUUAUCCAUAAGACACGGCAAACCACUUCAACAUUAACUAGCCGUGGCUAAUCAAUUGGCUUUAAAAUAUAUAAAGUAAGUACGAUGUUUUAGAACGAGCACAAUGAAACACUGGGUACACGAGUCAACCGGCGCAACCUAAGUACUUUUGUUUUGUAGUUUACUGGAAAAUUUUGGGCAUUGGAAACUUUAUCGUACCCAUAUCGUUUGGUGAGAGCAGACUUCUUUACUUCAAAGUCGUCCUUUAACAUGUUUUAAGGCUUUCGUUUCGGUGUGGUUUGGCAGUAUAAGGGAAGAAAAGUAGGUACUCAUGAGUAACUUGUAGAAUGUAGAUUAACAAAUAGCAUCUCAUCUAUCCUACGUAAGGCUACGUAUUGACAGUAGUUGUGCCUGCUCUGGCCAAAUAUAAGCAACCUACCCUCAGAUUACUAUGAGCGAUUAACGUUGUAGUACUUUGUUGCCGGCGCUUGUUCCGACAUUUGGUUCUUUGGUUUUUAUCGGAUAAAUUCCCGACUUGACAAUCAAUUGCUCCUCCUUCGGGAACUCACCUUUUCCGAUGACGCCGCAUUUUUGAGCGCAUUUGUCAGUGAGGCGUUAUGUGUUCUGCGUUAUGCACCUAGAUAAGUGCAAUUAUUCACGCAUAUUUAACGCGAAUGUGCGCCCAAACGCGCGCAGCUAAUGGAUUCUGUCAACGCCACGAUAAUGGCUCGUCCUUUUUGCCGAGUUCGAGUUUCCGCUUAUCAGUACUGCCACUUUUUCAAGCUACUUUUCUGGUCUAUCGAACUGGCAUCGAGUCGGCCGUGCGAUAAGUUAGCUCGGCCAAGUUCGGUCUAUGGCACUGGCGAUGCUAUAGGAAGGAGUUUGGCUUCGUUAGAGUGCCACAACUUUAUUUACUUUUUAGUCGCCGACACGUCAGCUUGCCUGAUAUGUCUCGUUCACUCGUCCUGUCUCCUAACGUACAAAAUCCACUUAUUCACAAUGGUGGUACUCGAAAGUGCCCUCAGCCAUGCGGCAAAACUAGGUAACAAAUCCGAGAAGGACGCUACUCCCAGCUGGCCGUGAAUUUUUCCGAAAGGCGGUUUUGCCGAUAUAUCUCUCCUGCCUAAAACAGAGACCUCUUGAGGAAUUUAUGAGGCACAUUUGCGGCUUCCUUGACGCACAGUUGCCUACUUCAUUUCUUAAAAAGCUCGGCAUCCUAAGAAGGCGUUUAAAGAGACAGUAGACAAAACUCGUCCUCUUCUUCUACUGCGAAAAUAAUUCGUUAUUUGCAUAUGCAGGCAUAAUCAAGCAUUUUUGAAUUACAACACUUUGAAAAUAUGAGGCAGCGAUGCGUGAGACUCUUGUUAUUGAGUAAACCGUAACAUUCAUUCUUGAUACCUGUUAUGUUUUGGCCCCAUAUAUCGGUUGAACGCAAAGAAUGCCGCGUCUUGGCUUGAGCGUUUUUUAGGGACUAAGUGCUUCGCCAGAUACUUAGUUCCAGAUAUGUUAUAUUAAGUACAUACGAGAGGUGACCCUGCGACUUUCAGUGAGUAAAAGAAGACCUGAGAAAAAACCUCUCCCGUGUAAAGUCUCUCGGAUUGCAACCGUAGUAUUUGGUAAAAGAGUGUACCACGUGAACUGGAAACACUAGUUUUUUUCUUUGAUCGGAUGUUCCGCUGGCUGACCGCGUUUCCCGAUACCGAUCUGAAGUUGGCGGCAUCAUUCAAAAUGGCCACUGAUCAUGCUUGAGACCUACCUAUACAGCAGUCUCAUUGUGUAACCCUCAAAAUGCCUGUCUUUUCCUUCGAAUGUCCCUUGACAACCCGAACUAGGAAUUUACCUCCCAGCCUCAGCUUUACAGAUACGUUUUUACUACAGUUCAUGCGAAGGAACGACUGGUAAUAAAUAAGAUUCCAGCAAUAUGCGUCUCUGACCACGAGUUGGAUACAUAGCCCAAUGAAGUUUACGAUUUCUGACGGAUUAGCAGCAAGGACAGGCGAGAUUGGGGCGAUUUUGACCAAUUUAUCGGCCGUCGUUAUACAACCAUGUCACAACCUCAGGCUUAGAUAAUGCCGGACUGUGAACUCGGGUCCUUUAAGCAUUCAGCAUUAGAUCGAAUGACUUCCCGUUGAAUCAUGGGUUCGCUGCCUUGUCUUUUGCAAAAAUACCAGAUUUUGGUUCCAAGGCAAAGGUGGAUAAGCAUGUUCCCUACUGCAGUUUAAAACGCUGCAGCGCACCUGAAGAAGUUUACACCACAGCCAUAGCUUUUUAUACUGACGUUGAACAAAGUAUUAAAAGCAUGGUUUUUUAGGUGCCACCUCAAAAUUUGUACGAAAAUUUGAGUCGAGAGCUAUUAUUUUCGGCAAAACAAUCACGUAAAACACUAUGCAAACAAUCAAUAGGUAGUAUAUGCUGCAUAGACAAAAAUCAAGUGCAUGUGGAUGACAUGUGGGCAGAGCUGGAGGAACCACCAGUGACUCGAACGUCCGGCGGUCGUGUCAUACUGUUGCGGAACAUUGUUGAAACAUGUAGGCAUCCUUUCAGCAACUUCCUAUUUUGGCAGUAUGAUGAAGCGAUUUCCGUUUAUUAAAAUGCCUCGAUACACACUGGGCAAGACAGUGAGAUUAUAUUAAGUCGGGAAGUGUUAGAUAUGGGGCUUCAAUUUCGAGGACUACACCCUUUGUGACGCAAAAGACAAAGGUUUUCUGGCGGUCGGAAUAUCCCAGUAAACAACUAUCUUCGUUUAUCCCGCCUCUUCCUACGUACAUCAGGAAAAUACGAGCAAGCCAUUUGUUUACACUUGAUCUAAUUUUUAAAAUUUGAGUCUUUGCAUUCACGGGAAAACUGGAAACCAGCUGCGAUUUAAGUAGUUUCCAGGAAUUUGCGUCAUUUAUUUGCAGUUGUUCCGUAACCAUAUAUCUUUCAUCUGGACAUAAAGUUACGCUUCUUCUUUCGUUCAUCAGGGCUCUUUUGACUUUUGCUAGACGUCGUCUGCAUAGUUCACCAAUCGCUGCUGCCACCAAGCUUGUCUCAUGCCACAAUAUUUACUAUCUACGACUAAAUUGCGGUUCGUAGCAGCGCAUAAAAUCCGUUUCGGUUUUCUGUGUGUAAACGCCUGCGUGUGAAGGUGCGCAGUUUUUCACAUUAACUCUAUGCCUAACGACCGCUUGGUGAACCCGUGUCGAACAUUUACAGAACAGAAUUUGGUCACCUUUCCUAAUGAACUCGUCCGGCCCAGACGCGCCGCAAGUGAACAUACAGCCUAAUGUAUACGCAUAGUUGAUGUGGAGAACCUAUGCAGGCACUUGACCAAUCAGCAUCUGAAAAACAAAUAUGCAGGCAGUAAAGGGAAAACGAUGAGAAAAAACCUUGACGCUAAAAUAUCACUUUUUUUACUCAUCACCCAACGGUCCCGAGAACUUGAGUGUAGUAAGGCAGCUGCGCCUGUGGCUGGCUUUUCUGAAAAACGAAUAGAACGUAGUUCUACAUUUAUUUAGUAAUCCAUCUAAUUGUUCGUACUAUAAACCGCCACAUUCCUACCGUAUUGUCCAUUUUUGCUAUUUAACGUGCCAUGUCUUUCACUGGGCACUGGGUUAGAUGCACAGCAUUCCCGCAGUUGCUUCAUCUUCCUUAUCCACAAUCGUCAUCUACUAUAUGAUGAAGUGUGAUGUAAAGAUAGUUGUAAUUAAGGAAAAGCGUAGAUAGUCUUCUGUGGCCCUCUGAGUUAAUGUUCAUUGGGAAAGUUUCCUAACCCACACCGAGUGGCUCUGGGUGCAUUCAAAUGAUCGAAUGUAAUUUGUCAACAAACGGGUGCCGAGCAAACUUAAGAAUGCGGUUCAGAAACUAAGGAAACGCCCGCUAACUUAGCAUCUUGGUCCCAAUUUAGGUAGAGAUGUUGUCGGUUAAUUAAAAAUUAUAACCGUAAAUUAAACAACUUUUUCGUUGUGUCUGUCCCCGAUUACACGAGUACUUCUGCAGUCUGGCCGGUCAAGAUGGCGAGAAAGAGAAUCAUACCAAUUUCUCCCCUUGCAUAUUUGUCUGUAACUAGAACGGUUACCAUGGUUGUUUCAGGCAAUUUGAGGCAAACAAACGUGUCCCUUGUCAAAUCGUAACGUUUGAGGGCAUAUUUUUGGGACUUUAAAAUCCUUAGACAUAGAGGAUUUGUUUAUCUUGAAUAAUUCAACAUUGGGAGCAAAACCUAUCUUAAAACAAUGAAGCAACACAAACUAAAGGUACACAUUCCGUUAUUCAUGAACUGAGUAGUUAUUCAGUAAGUUCAGUUUAUUCAGCUAUGUGUCAGCGGGGUCAAUAGACGGUGUUGUAAAUUAGCGCGAAUAAGAGAGAAGAUUUUGCCGCAAUUAGUCAUCUAUCAAUUUACUGCAGUAAAGCAGGAAAUGCUCACGGAUGAGUGAAAAGUCGAAAAACGGCGGCCCAAUUCGAAGAGUUCAUUGUCAUUUUCAGUGACAAGGGUAUGGCUAAUACCUAAACUGCACACGGAAUGAUAGCUGUGAGCAUAAAUUGACUACUCAUCUUCCCACCGUCACACCGUAUCUACUGGCUCGGCAUCUCUUGCAAUUCCGCUCGUGUAAGCAAAAACUGCUUUUACUUCCGGCUACGCCAAAAAAUCAAAAGCCGUGAUUUCUCUCUCUUUCUCUCUUACAAUUCUUUGUAUGCAUUCCAUGCACUUUUGGCAAGUCUUCGAAGUUCCAUAAUUUCCUAAAAAUACUGCGUCAAUAGUAAAUAUAAUCGUUUCGGUUUUAACUGGUGGAUGGCAAGUAAACAUUUCGUUUCUAUUUUUUCCUUAAAUGCUCAUUCUGUUCCGUCCUGGCUGAAUCAAUACUAACUCAUCUAUGGGCGUGUUUCAUUUUGCAUUCAGCGCGGUCAAGUCCAGUCCUCCUCGAGCGGCAGUGGUAGCGGUCUCCCUUUCCUCGUUCAAGCAACAGUGUCGAGGCAGAUUGCCCUUCAGGAAUGUAUCGGUAAGUGUUCCUGCCUUACCCCCCCCACCCCGCCUCCCCUCGCUCUCUCCAUGCCCAAGGGCAGAGUUGCAUACGGCGCCGACCGCUCUACCAAUUAAAGUCUAGAAGUGGGGACCAGUGUGAUUAUAUCUCUCUCUGCCCUGCCGCUCCACAUUGGUUUACUUCUCCCGCAUGCCCCUCUUCGUCUGAACGCACUAGCCCAGCUGGCUUCGUGACCGGCCAGCUGUGCGCCUGUCUGCUCCCGCUAAUUUGAACUGCACCAAUAGCGUUUCUGCUUCUCCUCUUUUGCAGGCAAGGGGAGGUUUGGAGAAGUCUGGCGUGGCAUCUAUCGUGGCGAGAACGUAGCAGUGAAGAUCUUCUCCAGUCGAGACGAGGCUAGCUGGGCUAGAGAAACCCAGAUCUACAGCACUGUGCUCUUGCGUCACGAAAACAUUCUCGGUUACUAUGCCAGCGACAUAACAUCAAGGUACUGUUGCCCAAUCGUGACACGAAGACUGAUUUUCCAGCAAAACGAAGUAUACUCGUUCAUCACUUAAAAUAUUAAAACAGAUCAGACUUUCCGUUCCACUUGCGAGAAGUUGUUAAUUGUCAAAACUGAUUCAGACAGUGCCCGAAAAGUUUACCUUUAAUUGCCCCCUCAUUCCUCGGAGGGACAGUUAAGGUAUCCUAACCUUUAGCGAAUUCAAAAGUAAAUCUAGAAAAGAAAGUUGUGUUCAGCUUCGAGUCACUGUGAUCCUAUUAAGAUUUGACGAACAGAAUUAAUCUCGCACGUAACUUUGCGCAGGAAAUUUUUCAAGUUAGUGUGAUUUAGUUUUGGUAAUUAGGUGCUUCGCAACGUCUACUUCGAGUACUAAAUUGUGGUAAACUGUGAAAUAAACCGAUGUUGGAACCCGAAACAUAUGAGAGUCUACUUUGAGAAUUCGUGGCCACGGGCUCUGGAACGCCACCGAAUGAUUUGCAUUUUAUUUUGGGCACGAUCCCAUUUCGUAACCGUACCUGUUAGGGAUUAGGAUUAGUGGCUAGGGGUUGGGGUUAGUGUUAGGGGUGGGGGCCAAUGGUUAGGGAUUAAGGUUAGAAGUUGGGGUUAGGGGUUAGGAUUAGAGGUUGGGGGUUAGGAUAAGGGUUUAGGCUGAGACAUGUCUACUGUAGGUACGGCUACGAAAUGAGAUCCGACCUUAUUUUGCCUACUUUCUAAAGAAACUGGUAAGGCAUUUAUAGUAGCCAGUCUAGCUCACUGAAUGAUAAUCGAAAUUCUGAAUAGCGUUUUCGUGGGGCUGUAAUACUGAUUUUCCUAUUGCAUUCCGCCAUGAUUUUUCAGUUCCGCAAGCAUGCCACCUCCUGAAUAAGUUCCUUUCCGGCCGCCCGCACAAUCUAUGCUAGAUAAGAAAUUAUUACUUUGUAUGCAUUUUUACAUAGAUUUACAAUGACGUUAUAAAUUUUGGUAAAACUUGUACAACAACAUACGAAAAUCUCCUUUCUCGUUUUCAUUUGGCAGUAGAUUGCGCCUUUGUCAAAUUUUAUAUUCUAAGGAAGAACGACUUUCAAUUGCCGAGCGACUUUGAGCCCGAUCUAAAACGACACUUUCACUUAGGGCUGCCAAACUACACGCUGCGCACGAUCGAUGUAAGAAAAACCCUAUUUUUAUCUAUGUCAUUAAAAAGAUGUCAUAUAGGGCUCACAAAAUUUUGCAUUAGAUGUGGAACAUGUUAUAAACUUCAUAACCAGCAUCAAUAAGCAGACGGAUACGAUGAUGUACAGAUGAGUGUCCCAGUCUUUAUAAAUCUCAUAAUUACAAACCUUUUCUAAAUUGAAAAAGCCCCUUUUCCAUGUAUAAAAUUCGAAGAAGGCACAAUCUUCUAUCAAAAAUGUACAAGAACGAAUAUUUUGUACAUUUUUUCUACAAAAUAUAUUUGAAUUUAUAAGAAUACCGAAAAUUAACGUGAAAACUUUCUACAGUUUAAGUAGUCAUGUUUUAUAGUGUGUAGUUUUUGCGGGCGGAUAGAAUAAAACUCAUCCAGAAGCCGGCAUUCCGACGAGGCUAAAAUAUUUUGGGUCCUGCUCCAUGAUAAUCAGUAUUGCAACCCCACCUAAGUAAUCGUUCUGAUCGAAAGUACAUUUCAGAAUUUCCGUCAACAUUUAAUAAGACAGGCGAUCAGCAACUUGUUUGCUUAAUAGGUUGAUGUUGUAAAUACUUCUUCACAAAUACAUCGGCAGCCAAUCCGUUUGCCCAUACUACAAUAUGACUGUAUUCGGCAGAAAUUUUUGCAAAUUACUAGAUAACACCUGUCCCACCGCCCUAUGUCCAGGUCUCAUGUAGUUUAAGAGAUUGGGGCCAGGUAAGCUGGAAUUCGUGUCUCCCAGGCGCAUAAACAAAAGUAUGUGCUAAUGCAUAACUUCCGUAGGAAGAAUUCACUCUGUAAAAUGGCGUGAUAGCACUCUCUAGAAUUAUUAUACCCACUUUGAUAAAAAGUGCCAUUUCUAACUCUUUUUGGCCAUCAGUCAGCCACAUAGCAAGCCCAGGUCCGGGAGACUCGAGGUUUGAACUGGGAUCCAUUUUGACAACGGUUAUUCGCCUAGAGUUGGUAUACGGCCGGUUGGCAACUUUAAGUGGAGCAGAAAUGACCGUUCUAGCCUCUAUUCUACUUUUUCGUGAUGCUUCUCAACUACCGAUUAUUCUGCGCUAUGCAGCUGUCCACCACGACCAUAAAAUUAAGUCAAACAGGAUACCCCUGUUCACCCCAUAGACAGGUCAGGUUGAUGCAACUCAUUGUCGGGUGCCUUAGAGCAGUGAUUUUUCUAACCGCGUACGCAGUUCGCAGAACAGUGCCCCGUUAGUGUGCAUUCCGUAGCCGGGGUUACUAGGCUGGGACAGUUGUGCUGCGCGUCCCUGUGAGUCCGCUGCAUCUCUGGCAAGUACACAUGCAUUUAAAAUAUGCUGCAGGCAGGAAAACCAAAUGACCGUACUGAAAACGUUGAUGUCUGAAAAGCGCAAUCAAGCCAUUCAAUGGAUUACUGUUCAACAGGCUUUACGCGAUGGUUCCUAUUACAUUUAUUGGCUACUUGUAUAUAGAAAUGCCUGUCACACUGUGGUCAUGUGGUCAGGUGCCUAAAAUUUGCUUUCUUUGUCCGGCUCAAGGCAUGGUUGUACACAACUCUGGAUAAUUUCUCAUUAUCAUCCAUACGGUUCGCUGUACGACUUUCUUCGCUCACAUGUGGUGGACACCGUCGCAGCCAUCCGUCUGGCGAAAACAGCUGCAGCAGGCCUGUGCCACUUGCACACGUGUAUUCUCGGACUGCAGGUCAGUGGUAUUUACCCUUUCCCUGUUGCACAACCAUCGUCUAUUAUUUUCUGAUGGCACCUCCCUGUCCGCCGUUCUCCCACACCCCCCCCACCCCCCUCCUAUGCUGCAGAUAUCCCCCUCGAGAACAUGAGCUGAAUUUCUCCCUGCGUAGGGUCAGAUUUCCUGGGGUAGUCAGGGCUCUUAACUUAGUACUACACUUAGCGUUAAACCGAUUUCUUAUGAAUUGGCAUGGCAGUUGUUGCUCGGAUAAUGCUCUGCCCUGUUUUUACUCAUAGGAAGGAAUCGAACUCGAUACUAGACUUGAUGCGCUUUGACUGGUCCUCUGUAGUACGUAUAUGUAGAUGGAAAAUGUUAUUUCCCCAAAAUAUGUUAGUUUCAUUACUGCCCUAUUUUCAAAUCUUUAUUAAAGUAACCGGAACAUCUCAUUAUGAUAGCAGGGCAUAAUAACGCCCCGUAAGGGAGUGCGUACUCAUCAUUCAUAAAUAGCAACCGCCUAUGAUGAUGGGUUCGAGUGAGAGUCUGAAACGUCCGGCCAAUAAACUUCUUGUCCCAGCGAUCGCAUCAUCAUCAUAAUCAUCAUCAUCAUCUUUUAUUUUUAUGCGACUUACACGCCGCCCAUAAAGGUAUGCUGAGAAAUCUUCAUUGGUUUCUCUUACCUACUGCAUAGCAUGACUUAGAGACAGAAAGUUCACUAGUAGACUGGCGAGCAGAUUCUAAAUUCUUCUGGUCUCAAAGUCACUGGAAAUUCUCAAACUAAAGCUGUAAACAUCGAAGAAGUAAAACCUUUGAAGCAGCCUCGCGAUACGCACGCACCCACGCUCCAGUGCGCCACGCUCAAAUUUUAAGGGAGUUCGCAGGGUGCACAUGCCCACCGCCCUCGGCCAAAAAGAGACGCUAUCGGGGAGGCAUAUGGUGGUCGUAUCGACGGUGUGAAAAGGGAAACUCGAAUAAUCUGCCUUCAUCUGCCUGUUGCACACCAGCUGUCUUCCGUCCCCUGUGGCGCCCAUCUCAGCGUCCGCCUGAUUCAACAGUCAGCUCUUCCCCCCCCCUCCCCCCCUCCAGCGUCUCCCACCGCCGACGCAAGUGUGUUAACUUUCGAGAGCAACAGGGGUAGAAGCGACGGCGAUGCGAACUGCUUGCAUGCCAAGUGUCCUGGGCGGGGGGGAUGUGUGAGACGCGACGGAUGACUUUAACCGCGGAGGGUACGGUUUUCACACUCCUCCCCUGGGUAACUGGCGCCACCGACACCUGGCGUGCCAUCUCCCAAGUCGGCCGCUGCUGCCUCUUGCUAAGCAGAGGACGGGGAGAUUUGGUUUGAGUUCGCAGUUCCGCAAUCAGGGCCACGCGCCCCGCGCGACAUCAAACUAUUUGAUCUCUGCUCUGUGCGAGUGUGCGUGUUAGCGUGAUUCGGAACACAGAGGCCUCUACUUGCCAAUCCUACUUAGUGGACUCUGCCUCCAAAGCACUAUCGGCUACUGCAACUUUUCACUUCGCGUAUUUUCCAUUCCCUCUUCAUCUAGGGCAAGCCAGCAAUAGCGCAUAGGGAUAUAAAGUCGAAAAACAUCCUCGUACAGGCCAACGGAACCUGCAGCGUUGCCGAUCUUGGCCUAGCGGUAUUCCAUUCCCCUGGUUGUUCGCCGGAUGUGGACAUUGGUUUGCCAAAUCACAAGGUGCGAUUUACAAGCAUUGUACAGUUUAUGCCCUCUUGCCCUCUGCCCUAUUCAGCUACUUAGAUGUCCUUAUUAAUUCGGGAAUGCAGGUGGGCACUAAACGCUACAUGGCUCCAGAGAUUUUGGCGGAUGAGAGCCUGGAUGAGCGCUGUGAGGCAGAUGGCAUCAUUGCCUGUGACUCCGAAAUCAGUGCUCUACGUCGCUGCUCUCCAACCGACUAUAAACAGAACAGUAUACUCAAUUCGCGAACUCCCCACCCCCAGGGCGCUCUGGGACUAAACUUUGAAGGUAUGAAAGCGGCCGACGUCUACGCUUUCGGGCUUGUACUCUGGGAAAUUUUCCGAAGAUGUUUCACAGCAGACGGUAAGCGCAUGCUGACUUAUUGCUUCGAAAUCGCCCCCGAAUACUGUACUGAUCACAUCCUAGAGAAAGGGAGUGCAUAUUUAUCUUGAAAUCUGACGACUUUUCAAGGAGAGUGUCUCCGAGAGAGAAAUGUAGAUGUUAUCAUUAUUUAAAUGAGGAGUUUUCGCAUGAACUCUAUUUUCUCAGAGGAAUUGGGAGCAUACUCAAUAAAGGGCGUCAUUAGCACGAAUAAACAAAGAAGAAUGUAUGAUUUCCGUUGGUUAAACACUCAUUUUCUUUCUUCAUAGCCGGGGAAUGCCUUUUAUAAACGACAAGCGAAAAGUUGCCCGUGUGUUUGAAAGGCCUGUCAUAUGACAACUUUCUUUGUGCUUUAUCCUGCAGAUUAUGCAACAUUAUUUUCUGACUCUGCUAAGCCAUGGAAUUUGUGUGAAGCUCAGUCCGGCAAGGCCUUAUUUCGUGGCCGUACCUGUUAGGGGUCAGGGUUCGGGUUUAGAGUUGGGAUUAGGGGUUGGGCUUAGAGGUUGUGGAUAGAGUUAGGGUUAGGGGUUAAACUGGGGCUUGUCUACUGUAGGUACGGUCACGAAAUAAGAUCCGACCUUCAGUCUAUUUAAAAUAACUACCCCCAGCCUAAUUUUCUUUCGACAGACGACCAAACCCGUCUCAAUUGCAAUGCUAACAUCUAAUAUCAACUGGCAUCCCAACAGUGAGGUAACAAUGCAGACGUGAGGAUGCAUCCCACUGGCUAAUUCAUGCGUACCUCCAAAUUAACCGUGAGCUGAACUUUAUGUGUUCAGUCCGGAGUUCCCAGUCGCUCACACUGUAGACGUAUACCACGUGCAAAAAGCACGUGGACACUAAGAGCUUGUCCCUUGCUAUAGGCAACAAGGCAUACAUUGCUAUGACAGUUCACACUGAGCUGAUUGUCAUCGUCUGACACCGUUUGCAUCACGGCGGUGGACAGGGGUUAUAAACAAUGACGAUGGGCACAGCCACCUCAAAACUUGUGUGAAUAUCGUCGUAACUAUAAUUAGGCAGAGCAGUAGACUGGGUCAUAAAGUUGUGAGUUGGAUUCCCACGUUGAACGGACAAGAUUUUCUUGAUAGGCAAGGGAGGGGAAGUACACCGAGAAUAGUUGUAAUCGGUAGAUCCUUGGCCACUUGUACAAAGCUGAUGGGACCAUUUUCGGACUAUGUAAGUUAGGGGUUCGGUGAAAUUCAUAAUGUCUUUUCUUCUCUAUUGCUGACAGAUGAGGUGGACGCCAGUCGCGUUCCCUUCUGGGACCAGGUCCCAGCUGACCCCAGUUUUGAGGAGAUGCGACAAGUUGUGCUAGUACGAAGAAUUCGCCCGCCAAUUUCGGCCAGAUGGUUAGGUGACAAGGUAAGUCACAAACAUUGUCUUUGUGUUUUUGGAAAUUUCUCCGUAAAACGCACUUACGACUGGCAAACCUCCAGACAGUAAUCGGGCUGAUUUUGCAAGGAAUAGCGAGGAUGUCUGACUACUCAUGACAUGCUCAUUUACAUGGUCAUAAAAAAUCGGAUGAUCUAGGCGCGGGUGCCGAAAGCGCAGCUUUAUAUGAUCGCUUUAAGACUUAUUUGGAUGAGCUAGUCUCCAAUAAUACUUUGUUCCGCGCAUUUGUAAGAGUCACUGAGCUGCUAACAGCUAGUCACAUUCCCAAGACGAUUCUGAUUUGGGGUUUUAUACUAGAUCAGGGCAUCAGGGACAAUAAAAGGAAUUGUGUUCGAAUUACAGUCAAGUAUAAUAAUUCUGAGCAUCUUCAUACUUCCAAAGCCUUGUAAUCAGCAUGAGUUCCCAGGAUCGGCUUUGACGACAAAGGAAGAGAUACAAGUUGGCUACUGUCUGAGUGGACAUUUAAGUCUCCUUCAAGUAAUAUAUUCUCUAACUUCUCAUUUGUCCCUUCUCUCUUCCUUUUUUCAAGGUUUUGAGCCGCUGUGCCCGGUUAAUGCAAGAGUGCUGGCAUCCGAUACCUGCUGUGCGUUUGACAAGUUUGCGGGUGAAGAAGACCCUAGACGAGGCCUUCCUUUCUGCCAUCAAUGCCCUUGACCUCAACGCCACGGGAACCGUCACAGUCAACAUCGAUCUGACAGAUGGCAAGAUGGAUACCGCCUACACCACACCCACCCACCGAGCGGGGGACAGUGGCAUAAACAGUCGUAGUAACGGAUGCUCCUAUCAACCGUGUUUCCCUCCCAACACCUGCCCCAUAUCCCCACCUACAGACCAUCAGCUAAGGAGUCCACGCGACUACCUAACUCUGGGACGGAUUAUUCGGAGACCGUCAUCCCCGGAGACCGGGAACUGCGAGGAGCUGGUGGAGGCAGCAGAGGGGAAAGCGGAGGGAGAACGAAGGGCGAGGCAUGAGGACGAUUGCGCACACCGCCUCCGACUUGCACUAGGCAGUACCAUCCCAAGUCAACCCGCCUCAAUACUCCCUUCGCCAUUUAAAAGCAAAACAAAAGGCUGGGAGGCAGAGGAAGUUCAAAACAACAACGAUAAUGACGGCUCCAUUUGCCCUAGAUCGAGAGUACAAAUUGGCCAAAUGUCAAGUGGCUUUUAA